UAAAACAUUAAAAACCAAUCGUGUGGUUUUGAGGAUUUCUUUCCCCCUCAUGUCUUUGAAGCGGAACUUUUCUGCAGGGACAUGGUUUCAGCGGCGGACAGUUUUAGCUGAUGGACCCCCUUAUGUUUACACGUGAGGUUUGUGCAGGACUGUAACAUAAAGAUUUUAGCGUUUCUAUCUUACAUGCCGCUGUUUGACCAGUAAGAGUAAAAAAAGACUUUAAUUUAAAAUGGGAAAACUGAGAAAGAAACACAACUGGAAGGGAAGACAGCAAAAUGAAACACAACAACCAGCAGAUGACGAGAAGACAGAAGUUGUUGUGGAGCUUCAAGAUGGGUCCAGGCUGAAAGGAGUAGACCAGAGCAACGUUUUGGUCCUCCCAGCUAACAAAUCUAAGAAGAAGAAAGUCUCAGUGACCCCAGUCUCCAACAAAAAGCCUCUCACCAAGAAACAGAGAAAGGAGCUGCAGAAAGUCCUGGAGCGCAAAGAAAAGAAAGCUCAGAGAGCGGACAUCUUGACCAAACUGGCUGAGGUGCAGCUUCCAGAGUCUGAGCUGAAGCUGCUGUACACAACGUCCAAACUGGGAACUGGAGACAAACUUUACCAGACCAAACAGUUACCGGAUGAAAUAAAAGACGGAGACUUGGGCCCAAAGAUCAGCAGCGUCAGCGGAGCGAACAGAAAAAGAAAAUGGAAAGAAGAGGAGGACGAAGAGGAGGAAGAAAACGCAGAAGAAAGCAGUGAUUUGGACACCUCGUCUGAUGAGGAGGAUGAAGAUGUAAAUGAGACCGCAGAGAUGACCAUCGCUCCGUGUGAAGAGACGGUGGACAAACAGGUAAAGGAACAACAAUCCAAAACAGAACCAGACGGACAGAAUGAGAAGAUUUCAGUUGAGAAGAAAGUUGAAAACAAGACGCCAUCGCAGCCGGCUGUUUUCAUCCCUGUUGACAGAUCUCCAGAAAUACAGGAGGCUCGUCUGAAGCUGCCUGUGCUGGCGGAGGAGCAGGUCAUCAUGGAGGCGGUGAGAGAAAAUCCCUGCGUCGUUAUCUGUGGAGAGACAGGAAGUGGAAAGACCACUCAAGUGCCUCAGUUCCUGUAUGAAGCCGGCUACGCCAGCGGCAGUGGAAUAAUCGGUAUCACAGAGCCAAGAAGAGUGGCGGCUGUCAGCAUGUCCCACAGAGUGGCCAAAGAGAUGAACCUGUCCACACGGGUGGUGUCGUACCAGAUUCGAUAUGAAGGAAACGUGACCGGCGAAACGAAGAUCAAGUUCAUGACAGAUGGUGUUCUACUGAAGGAGAUUCAGAAGGACUUCCUGCUCCAGAGGUACAGUGUGAUAAUCAUUGACGAGGCGCACGAAAGGAGCGUCUACACAGACAUCCUCAUUGGACUGUUGUCUCGUAUCGUCCCGCUCAGAAACAAGAAAGGUUUGCCGAUGAAGCUGCUGGUCAUGUCAGCUACUCUACGAGUGGAGGACUUCACAGAAAACACAAAGCUGUUUAAAACGCCGCCGCCAGUCAUUAAAGUGGACGCUCGUCAGUUCCCGGUCACCAUACAUUUCAACAAACGCACCCCGAUGGAGGAUUACACUGGAGAAGCUUUCCAUAAAAUCUGCAAGAUCCACCGGAUGCUGCCUCCAGGUGGCAUCCUGGUGUUUCUGACCGGUCAGGCUGAGGUUCACAAUCUGUGCAGAAAACUGAGAAAAGCGUUCCCCUUCAGGAGGGGAAACACAACCACAGGUGAAGACGAGGAAGCCGAGUCCUCAGAGGCGAUGAGGAGGUUUAAGAAGGCCAAACAGAAGAAGCCUGUUUCUCUGCCCCAAAUCGAUCUGGAUAAUUACUCCGCCCUCCCAGUGGAUGAAGGGGACGAGGACAGAGAGGCUGGGAUAGGAGACGAGGAGGACGAGGGCUCUGACCUGGAGAUCGGAGACGAUCCCACCAGUACAGAGGAGAAUCCUGAUCCAUCUAUUCCCCUCUAUGUCCUCCCUCUUUACUCUCUGUUGGCUCCAGAGCAGCAGGCCAAGGUGUUCAGGCCUCCUCCACCUGGAACUCGUCUGUGUGUGGUAGCUACUAACGUGGCCGAGACGUCCCUGACCAUCCCCGGCAUCAAGUACGUGGUCGACUGCGGUCGGGUUAAGAAACGUUUCUAUGACAGAGUGACGGGAGUGUCGUCUUUCAAGGUCACAUGGACCUCACAGGCCUCAGCCAAUCAGAGGGCAGGUAGAGCGGGACGAACAGAGCCGGGACACUGCUACAGGUUGUACUCAUCUGCAGUGUUUGGAGACUUUAGUUUGUUCUCAGAGGCAGAGAUCACUCGCCGGCCUGUUGAAGACCUGGUUUUACAGAUGAAGGACCUCAACAUAGAUAAGGUCGUUAAUUUUCCCUUCCCCACGCCUCCGUCUGCUGAGGCUCUAGUUGCAGCUGAGCAGUUAUUAGUGUCACUGGGAGCUCUGAAAGAGCCGCCUCGCACCGGAAGGGUAAAAGAGAUGGAGCAAGCGAGGCUGAGCUGUCCCAUCACCCCCCUGGGCAGAGCGAUGGCUUCGUUCCCCGUGGCACCACGUUACGCUAAAAUGUUAGCUCUCGGUAAGCAGCAGGAUUGCCUGCCCUAUGUCAUCGCUGUGGUAGCAGCCAUGACAGUCCGGGAGAUCUUUGCAGACCUUGACAGACCUGCACAAAGUGAAGAUGAGAGCUCCAAGCUCACCCAGAGUCGAGCCCGGCUGACCCAGAUGAGGAGGUUGUGGGCUGGACAAGGAGCGUCACUCCAGCUGGGGGAUCUCAUGGUCAUGCUGGGUGCUGUUGGUGCUUGUGAAUUUGCCGGUUGUACUCCUAAGUUUUGUGAGCAGAACGGCCUGAGGUACAAAGCCAUGGUGGAGAUCAGGAGGCUCAGAGGACAACUCACCAACGCAGUAAACGCAGUGUGUCCAGAGGUUGGAGUAUUUGUGAAUCCCAAGAUGACUCCGCCGACAGAACACCAGGUGGUUUGUUUGCGGCAGAUUGUUCUGGCCGGACUGGGAGACCAUCUUGCGAGGCGUGUACAGGCAGAAGACAUACUGGAUCCAAAAUGGAAGAAUGGAUACAAGACGCCUCUGCUGGACGACCCGGUGUUCAUUCAUCCCACCUCGGCGCUGUUCAAAACACUGCCAGACUUCAUCGUCUACCAGGAGAUCAUGGAGACCUCCAAGAUGUACAUGAGAGGUGUAUCAGCAGUUGAAGCAAAAUGGGUCCCCGAGCUUCUGCCUCAGUAUUGUCAUUUCGGCUCUCCUUUGGAGUCACCAUCGCCGUGGUUCUGUUCGUCCUCCGGCACUGUCAGAUGUCACCGUCCAAGCACCUUCUUCCGUGUCGGUUGGCAGCUGCCGGCGGUGGAGUUGGAAUAUCCGGACGGCCUGGAGCGUUACAAACUGUUUGCUAGGUUUCUGCUUGAAGGACAGGUUUGUCCGAAACUAAAGAAACACAGCGCCCUCCUUCUUUCAAACCCCUCCAUCAUGCUGAAAACGUGGGCAAAGCUGCAGCCCAGGACGGAGGCUUUGCUGGGAGCUCUGGUGUCAAAGAGGGUUGACAGCAGAGAUGCUCUCCUCACUGUCUGGAAAACGGACGACAAAUAUCUGUUGUCUGUGUAUUGCCAGUGGUUACCUGAAGCCAUGCAUCAAGACGUAGCCAAAAGUUGGCCUCCGAUAUAAAGACUUUCAUCUUAAAUGGAGGCAGAAGAUGAUAUUACACACUUGAUCAGAGACUGAGUUAAUCUGCAGAUCUGUAGAUGUCUUCACACCUGCCAGUUUUUUAAAUGAUCUCUCAAAAUGUAACCAGGAUACCACAACACUGCCUUUUCUCUGAUUUGUAUUUUAUAUACCGGUUCUGUGACUUGUACAGUUUUCAACGAGAGCUCUAUAAUAACUUUUAACUUGUUAUCAGUGUGCUGCUGUCAGAUAUGUCUGAUUUGGUCUUCAUAAGACUCAUUAAAACUGUUCUGAAUGA
Molecule: messenger RNA, 3968 nt
Organism: Plectropomus leopardus (leopard coralgrouper)
Lineage: Eukaryota; Metazoa; Chordata; Actinopteri; Perciformes; Serranidae
Gene: dhx37
Product: DEAH (Asp-Glu-Ala-His) box polypeptide 37
Biological process (GO): maturation of SSU-rRNA from tricistronic rRNA transcript (SSU-rRNA, 5.8S rRNA, LSU-rRNA)
Cellular component (GO): nucleolus; intracellular anatomical structure
Molecular function (GO): ATP binding; helicase activity; ATP hydrolysis activity
Source: RefSeq, a predicted model, not a curated record